Branchiostoma floridae (Florida lancelet) is the source of this 1615-nucleotide messenger RNA. RefSeq names its product transmembrane protein 144-like. The coding region runs from base 99 to 1400 and encodes 433 amino acids. Lineage: Eukaryota; Metazoa; Chordata; Leptocardii; Amphioxiformes; Branchiostomatidae. Gene Ontology annotation, biological process: carbohydrate transmembrane transport. The record is from RefSeq and is a predicted model, not a curated record. The transcript has 10 exons. Gene Ontology annotation, molecular function: carbohydrate transmembrane transporter activity. Gene Ontology annotation, cellular component: membrane.
ACAUAUAUUUGUGUGUCCAGGUGCCUUGAAUAACCUUUCCAAUGUUAGUACCAAAGUAGCCAAUCAGCGAAACCUUUGUUUGAAUUGUUGUCGUCGCAAUGUACACAAAGAGAGGUCAGCGCGAGCGGUGCUCUUUAGUGGGAACCAACUGUCGCCCACGAUUAAAGAUGGCCGGACAAAAGUGGCAUCGAGUUUUAGUUCGCACACUGUAUAUCGGGUUGGUUCUUUACACCUUCGUUGCAGCUUGUGACAGCGGGCACGUCCGGCACAAAGAGGAUACCCUGACGACGCCGUAUCACAACGUUACAACAAGGUCACCAACAACAACAGUCAUCCCGGCAUCUCUCACGCCGAGUAACACCACUACAGAUGAGACCUACCUAGGGUUCAUAGCUGCAGGUGUGUCGGUUGCGUUCUUCGGAACCAACCUGGUGCCUAUCAAGAAAGUGGACACGGGCGAUGGUAUGUUCUUUCAGUGGAUGUUUUGCUCGGCCAUCUGGUGCGUGGGUUUGGUGGUGAACGUUAUUCAGGGUUACCCCACCUUCUACCCCAUCUGUAUGUUGGGAGGAUUUCUAUGGUGUACAGGUAACGUGACAGUAGUACCGAUCCUGAAGUGCAUAGGCAUGGGGAUGGGCAUGCUGAUCUGGGGCUCCUUCAACCUCAUGAUGGGCUGGUUCAGCGGGCGGUUCGGCUGGUUCGGGCUGAAGCCGCAGGACAAGUUCACCCGGCCGGUGCUGGACUACGCUGGGUUCGGGUUAGCUGUUCUUAGUGUUACCAUGUUUCUGUUUGUGAAGAGCGAGGGAAAGACAACACCUUCUGCAGAAGAGCAGCGCCUUUUGGUCAGCAAUAGGACACUCAACAGUCGUUACGGUACCAGUGCUGCUGCAGCAGUGGAGGAAUCGGAUGAGUCCUGGGUGGACAAGCUGUCUUCAAAUCAGAAGCGGCUAGUUGGCGUUGUGCUGUCUGCGCUUGCAGGCUGUGCGUACGGGACCAGCUUCGCACCAGUGAUUUACCCACAGCAACAUUACCAGGGAGCCUCACAGGAUGGACUGGACUAUGUUUUUGCUCACUUUUCCGGUGUCUAUGCUACAUCUACUCUGUACUUCAUAUUGUACGCCAUCUACAUGAAGAACAGACCUAAAGUAUUCCCCAGAGCCAUUCUCCCCAUACUUCUCGGGGGAUUUAUGUGGGGCAUCGCAGAGUCUGGGUGGUUCGUGGCAAAUCAGAAGCUUCAAGAGAGCGUCAGCUUUCCAAUAAUCUCAACGGGUCCAGGAAUAGUUGCAGCACUUUGGAGUGUCUUCUAUUUCAAAGAAAUCAAGGGAGCCAGGAAUCUAUUAAUAUUGACAUUGGCAUUUGCAGUCACUGUAGCAGGAGCUUUGCUGACGGCUUUCUCCUAUUAGAAAAGUGUACAGUGCACAUCAGCAGUACCAUUUUUCUAUACUUCUACAGAAGUAAUAUUAUGUUAACCCUGCAUAUCAAGAAACAUAACAUUCAUAUCUAUUCAUACAAGUGAGUAUUGUUUUCUAUGUAAAUAACAUUAUAGGUUGAGAACAUAGAAUAGCUAUAGACAAUCAUUGUCAGAGAUGAUACAAGAAAAUAAAUGCAUUUAAUAUCA